AGCAAGUAAAUAGCAAAAUGUCUUCUAAUUACAUAAGGAACAAUAUAUUCAAAGUUUUCUUUGGUGACAGGUACUCUUCAACUGAUGUCUAAGUUCUCUCAGCGCCUGGUUUGAUCUCAUCACUCCGGGGAGGAUUCCCUUGUUUUGCUAGCUGUUUCGUAUCGAUGGGAAGGCGGCAGUGAGGUGUGGGAUUAAAUGCAACACGUUGCCCUUGGUCCCGCGCAAUCAACUCUGGUAUUUGCAUGCUCACACUGAGCGUUCAGCUUCGCACAUGCCGUUUUACGCUAUGGCGUGCUCUUUAUUUCUGUCCUAGACUCCACGCGUCUGGAGAGGCGAUGUGCGAGAAGGUCACGGUUCGGCUCCCUACAGAACUGAGCAGGUUUCAGUUUUAGUCCGUCUUGUAGAAGAGACGAUUCCUGCUGCCAAAAACGAGACUCGAGUCAGGAAGCUGAGGGAGGGCGGCUGCAUUGUUCUGCUCGCUUCAUAGAUUUACUAACUUCGUGCUGGUUCCCACUUUAAGAAGAGCAGAAGAGCCAUCUUCACCCCCGAGACCGUACUCAGAGGGAGAAUCCUAAAUCCUGGAGGACCAGAAUCAUGGAUAAUUUGCCACCGCAGAGGACUCUGACUUUUCUGUUCUUAGUAUUGUUUUUUAAAGCUGUAUUUAGUGAGCAAGAUAGCCAUGUCCAACUUGCUAGUAGUGUUACAGGCUGGGAAGGUUCCUGCGCCGUUUUACCGUGUGAAAUUAUUUAUAAUCAUGAUAUUGACUACUACAUGUGGUUUUAUAAUCCAGUAUUCGAUAAGACAACAAGCGACUAUAAAGGAACAAUUGUUUAUCAUAGCACAAAGAUGGAAGAGGUGGACUCUUCCUUUAUAGACAGAGUAGAACAUAUAGGAAUGACAGUUAAGAAUUGCACCAUAUUAAUAAAGAACCUGCAGAAGAACGACACCGGUCAUUAUAAACUAAGAAAGAUAUGGAAAGAUAAUAAAUGGAUGUCUAAACAAGAACUGAGCCUCACAGUGUCUGAGACCGCACCGGAAUUGAAAUUACAUGAAGUGCCCAAAAUGCAAGAAAAUAAAGAGGUCACGUUGACUUGCUCUAUAGAUUAUUUUUGCCCUUCAAACGCAGUUAAUUUUACUUGGCUUGCGGAUGUAAACAGAAAGGUGACCACAACGGAUGUAAGGAAUGACAUAAGUACGACAAGAACCACCACCUCACUGACAUUUGUUCCUUCAUGGGAAGAUAACAAUAAAAUGAUCAGCUGUGUCCUCGACAGGAUGAAUAGGGAAAAGGAAAAUAAAAUCAUACAACUUGAUGUGAAACAUGCCCCCAAAAAUGUCACCAUAAUUCCCCAGAGUCCCAUUAUAAGGAUUAAAGAAGGGAAUAAUGUAACACUGAAAUGUUCUGUGGAGAGUAGUAACCCCCCGGAGGUUGCAAUCACAUGGUACAAAAAUGGGGGAAAAAUGCAGGGGACAGAUGCACGUGAAAAACUAUUCAAGGAAUCAGGAAGAUACCAAUGUGAAGCUAAAAACAGUGCGGGCUCAAACAAAUCUAACACUGUGGAGAUCUCUGUGCUGCAUCUUCCCAAAUCUGUAUCAAUUCAGAAACCAGAGGGAAAUAUACGAGAAGGAUCCCUUGUGACUCUGAGUUGUUCCACUGUUGCUAACCCCCCCGUCUCCCGUUACAUCUGGUACAAGAAUAAAAGGGAAUUUUUCAACAGCACGGACAGUCGCUAUGCGUUCCGUCACAUUACAGAGAACGAUUCUGGAUCUUAUCAAUGUGAAGCUGUUAAUAGUCAAGGUAAAGGCAUAUCUGCUCCCGAACAACUGGAUGUGAAAUAUGCUCCAAAGAAUGUGAAAGUUGUUGUAAAACCGGACGGGAAACAAUUCCUUGAGGGAAAGUCGGUCUCUUUUGAAUGUGUUGUGAAAAGUAGCAAUCCAAAUGUGACAAAGAUUAAAUGGAAAAAAAAUGACAAAUCUGUGACCGUAUCAAUUGGAAACAAGUCCAUCGAGGCGGCAGAUGCUGGAACAUACACUUGUGAAGCUACAAAUGAAAUAGGGACUUCUUCUUCAGAUGCAGUUACAGUGGAGGUUCAUUAUAAACCAAAGUAUUCAGAUUGUAAAAUAAAUGAGAAAAAUAAAAAAGAACACGACGAACUUAUUCUAAAAUGUCCAUCCCGGAAAAGUAAUCCUGAUAUUACUAGUUAUGAAUGGUUCAAAAGUGACGAACUAUAUAGUACAACAACCUCAGAUUCCAUAAAGAUCACGAAUUUAAAAUUGACCGACUCUGGGUAUUAUUCAUGUAGGGCAAUAAAUCCUAUAGGAAGAGGCCCAAAAGCAGAGUGCGAAUAUAUUUGGAUCCAUUAUGCUCCAAAGAACGUGACUGUCGGAGUGUCCCCUGGAAAUUAUGUAACGGAAAACACAGAUGUCAGACUGAACUGCACAGCUAAAGCUAAUCCCGCCAUUCAUAGGUACAGCUGGUACCACAAUAAGAAACCUCUACAGACAAGCCAAAAGGAAUAUGUAAUAGUCAAUAUACAGCUGAGCCAUAUGGGAGAGUACUACUGCAUUGUAGACAAUACCAUUGGAUCCAACACGUCACAGGUGAUCUACCUCCACGUCUCAUAUAGUUUCUACACCAUAGCGAUAUACACUGCAGCCGCCAUCAUACCCUUCAUCAUCCUGAUACUAAUAGUUGUCCUGAUUAUCCGUUUCAGGAUCUGUUUCAGGUUGAAGAAUUGUAGGAAGGAAGACAGAAGUGAUUCAGCAUUUUUUGUUUUAAAAAAGACAAACAACGAGGCAUCAGACCAUCCAGGCCACCAUACCCGAUCGGAGGACAGCCUCACCGAGCAGAUAAAUUAUUCAAGUCUCCAAUUUCCUAUAUCCACCAAUGGAGGACAGAGCCAACCUGGGACAAUUUAUCCCAAUCCAGACGACAUAUACAGUGUUGUGCAGAAGCCCGCGACUACUGCUGACUAUGAAAACGUUAAGAAAGCGGAAGACGACUCCCAAGAUGACAUUCACUACUCUGUCAUUGCCAACCUAAGCAGCGCCACAGUAAAGGAGCGCGGUCAAGAGGUGGAAUACGCCAUGUUAAGACAAUGAUGAAAAUAUUUUAUAAAUGUGUAAAUUAGCAAAAAAAAAAGACAAGGUUUUCAUUUUGUCAGCUUGGUGCCAUACAUUUAAGGGGCCGUUCCCAAACUCGAUGCUUUUUGAUGCUGUCAGACCUCAACUAGACUGGAGAUGGAGGCGCCGUUGCAUUGACGUCAAUGGAAAAUGUUAGUAAAAAGCAGUGGUGAUAAGUGGUACUGCAAGUCACAGAGGAAAAGUGCGACAAUUUGUGAAGGAGGCGGAAAAGUUUAAUAACAGAUCAAAUAAUGAAAAAACUCUUGUAUAAGACUUUCUUUUAAGAUCAGUUCUAAGCCAUUUUAAAUGUAAACUCACAGUCACAUAAGCAUUGGCCAUUUUUAAAGCUUGGAUGGAAAUUCUCCAUAAAAAAAUUGCCUUGCAUCACCGUGUUGUGACCCCUAUAAUUCCCCUAUCUACGUUUCAUUUUAUUUUUUUAAUGCGAAGUGAUUGGUCAUUUUCAUUGGUAGCAUUUUGGGAAAACCAGGACUUUUGGAUCGCUUUUUGAUCCAUGUAUUCUGGAAUGUCAGGUGACCAAAGAACACCCAUUUUAAAAUUUGAGUUUUAUUUUAAAUUUAUUUUAUUUUGUCUCUUAUGUGAAAAAUGGAAGAGUGAUUUAUGCUUUUUAUAUGAAAAAUAAAAAAUCUAUACAUAUAUACCAUAUAUACUCGAGUAUAGGCCGAGUUUUUCAGUUUUUCGUGCUGAAAAUGCCCCCCUCGGCUUAUACACGA
Hyla sarda is the source of this 3854-nucleotide messenger RNA. Its product is annotated as B-cell receptor CD22-like. The coding region runs from base 595 to 3102 and encodes 835 amino acids. NCBI's taxonomy places the organism in Eukaryota, Metazoa, Chordata, Amphibia, Anura, Hylidae. The transcript has 14 exons. The record is from RefSeq and is a predicted model, not a curated record.